This is a messenger RNA of Zeugodacus cucurbitae (melon fly), 3123 nucleotides long. RefSeq lists its product as uncharacterized. The record is from RefSeq and is a predicted model, not a curated record. The coding region runs from base 1273 to 1920 and encodes 215 amino acids. The transcript has 2 exons. NCBI's taxonomy places the organism in Eukaryota, Metazoa, Arthropoda, Insecta, Diptera, Tephritidae.
UUGCAAAGUUCCCAUAUCAUUUAAUUUGCAAAAAUGAAAAGAAUAAAAAUAAAUAGAAAAUAAAGGAUUAUACCCCAAAUACGUAAACCAUAAUAAUGUUACGAUUAAAGUUUUAAAAAUUUAAAUAAAACCACCCUUAAAGGCUUAUGAAACCCCUACAGGAGAGAAUUCAGUAAAAUAUUUACAAAUAUGUUCGCACCAAAAGCGUUGCUUUCGUUUUUAAAUUUCUUAAAGCUAUCUUUUUUUAAAUUAGUGGAAGUUCAGCAGAUAUGCUAUUAUAACGAAAAUGGCACUAGAACAAACUAGAAUUGACAAUCGAAAUCGAUAACUUGCCAGAUGCAUCUAGACAUCGAUAUUCGUAGUUGCCAGAAUGAUCAAGUGCCGAUAUAUCGCUUACAAUCGACUAUAUAAAGGCUGCCGGACUAACAGCAAUACACAGUUCUGAUAAGAGAGUUGUCGAGUGAGGACAAUUCUAAGGAGAUAGUUGUCGAGCAAAGUGUAAACAAAUUAUAAGUUAGAGUUGUAAAGUAGAGUAUUGAGUAAUAAAGUGUUAAGUUAUAAGGAAUUAAGGAUACCACAACUCAAAAAGGAGUUGGAACAACGAGGUUUAGCAACGAAUGGUUUGAAAUCCGAAUUGCAAGCCUGGUUAAGAAAGGCUAUGGAAGAAGAAAACAUCAAUGUUGUCGAAUAUGUUUUCGAAUCGGUGUUGGAGGAAUCAGCAACGAAGAUAGAAGAAAGGAAAGAGACUCCAUGUUCGUCAGGAAUAAUGGACAUGAACAUGAUUUUGUCUGCAAUGUCCCAGGUGUCAUCGCAGAUGUCGUCACAGUUGCAGGCGCAGUCAUUAGAAAUAAAGGAGAUGAAACCCCAGUUAGAAGAACAGGACACACGCUUAACAACAAAGUUGUCCAAACAAAUGAAAGAACUGUCAACGGAAAUAUCAGCUCAAUUUUCUUCACUGUUAAAAGGGGAGAAUAAGUCCACAUAUUUGGAAGCGAAUGAGACGUGUAUGUCAAGCAAUUUGGAGGCGUAUGAAGAGAUUUUGUUAACACGAUUGGAAGAGAAUGGGUUGUCCUCAAAGUUGAAAGAGGAGGAGUCGAUGUAAAUAGAUUGUAAAGAGCCAUCGACCAGUCGUGACGUAGUUAAGAAAAGUAACGUUUUGACUGCGUCGGAGGUCAAAGGGAUGUUGGAAUAUCGGAUAGAUAUAGAUAGGUGUUUUACUUAAUCUACGCCUAUGCCUCGUAUUGGUCACAAGCCGAAGUUCCGAAAAAUAGCAUGACCAGGGAGUCAGUUUUAUCAAGCUUUUCCAUAUGCGACUGCCGCGAAGUGGUGGUAUUGUACCAAAUCAAACAACAUGUAGCGGUGGGAAAAGCUGGCGGCCCUGGCAAAAGAGUGCAAAUGGAUGAAAGUAAUUUCGGUAAACGAAAAUACAACAAAGGAAGGAGAGUUGAAGGCCACAGGGUAUUAGGAAUAGUAGAAAACGGUAGCGACGAUUUACGAUUGGAAGUAUGUCCGGACAACGUACGGUCUUCCGAAGUGCUCAUACCCUUAAUUCAAAACUGCUUAACAAGUCACGGGUAUGAGCACCGUCAUGUAAACCACAGCGAUCCGGACAAUUCAUUUCUAGCUGAUGAUGGAACCCGUACGCAGCGCAUUGAAUCCCAGUGGCGAGUCAUCAAAAGAGGCUUUAUCAAGGACAAUUAUAACAAUCCUGAGAAUUUUUCAAAUUUUAUAAUAGAGUAUAUGUGGAGGAAAACCGUAGCUAAUAAACAUGAAGAUCCUUUUAUAAAACUGAUUGAUGCAAUAAAAUAUACUUACGCCACGUCCAGCGUAGACACGGUCACGAUUUACCGAUGUGUGCGGGCCCACAAUAUCGUUCGUGGAAUACAAAAAGCGUCCAAUUACAACGCGAUUAUGCGUUGAUGCAUUGAUUGCCUUCAUUUACAGCUAUUUUCGUGAUAAUUUUUAUAAAUUAAAUAUGCAGAAACAAUGUGGUGAAGUGUAAGUGUAAAAUAAGAGCAUAAUAAUAAUAAAAUAUUCGACUUUUUCAGCUUUUUCAACUUUAUUUGUAUAUAUAUUCUUAAUCUAGAGAACCUCCUAUUUCCAACCAUGCCUACUUUAUCCGCGAAAGCCUGGAAUAGUAUUCUAAAGUUUCCCCCAGAGCCAUCUGCAGUGGCAAUUGUGAGUCGGAAAUUGUUUGUUUCAGUACUAUCACAAAACGAAUUUGUUAGACAUUUGGUUCGUUAUCAUUUGGAUACAAAAAUGUAGUUUAUCAGCCACUUCGCUUAAACUAUAGGUAAUGCUUUUAUAACUAAUCGCAUUCUAAAUUGUGAACGCCUCGAUAUAGUGAACAGCUAUAUUUUUACUUUGUGAACGAUAGAAUACCUCGCAAUAGUAAACAAAAAUUUAAAAGCUGCCUUGAGGAGACACCAACGGGAAAUACAAAACGCAGUGAGAGUUGAAAUUGGGUAUUCUCAUAAAUUGUACUUUACUGCUUAUGUUGAAUGCAAAAUCAAUCCAGUGUUUGUUUUCUGUACUUACGUAUUAGCGUCACUAAACAUAUGCAGAAUUUAGAUCUAGGCAACAAAAACGUCAAACAUUUAGGUAAUUCGCUUUUUCUAACUCUUCCAUUUUUGUUACGUAAACACGUUUUGUCUUUCGUCGAGUGCAAACAGUUUGUGGGCGAAAUCUCUUCAUAUAAUGCUGAAUGCUAAUACAUUGAUCCUGCAAUCAUCUCUUUGGGAAAUUUUCUUUCUUUAAACGAAAAGUGAAAUUUGUUGAAAAUCGGAAAAGUGUUAGUGUUUCCUCCUUGGCAAAAGCAUGUACAUAGACUAGAUAAAUCAACUAUUUCAGGAAUAAAAGUUCGAAUGAAUAUCUGUGUAUUUAAGUUCUGUAUUAGAGUUUAAGCUUUGCAAAGGCCAAAUUAAUAAUGUGGAUUACACCCGCUUGUUUUGGUAAAUCUUCUCAUAGAACGUAUCAAGAAUGAUAGAAUACAAGAAUACGCCAUUCGUUUACAGUUAGCUUUUUUGGGCUUUAUUUCCUGUUGAGUGACGCAAUAAAGACCCCCAAACACGCAAAACAAAAAUCGAAAGAAACACUGACAAAUUGCACAAUUGUACAAAACAA